Diaporthe citri is the source of this 1413-nucleotide messenger RNA. RefSeq lists its product as uncharacterized. The record is from RefSeq and is a predicted model, not a curated record. Lineage: Eukaryota; Fungi; Ascomycota; Sordariomycetes; Diaporthales; Diaporthaceae. The transcript has 2 exons. Bases 1 to 1413 code for a protein of 470 amino acids.
AUGAAGUUCUCCGUCGGAAUCGCGUCCCUUAUCGCGAGUCUCGCUUAUGCAGCCCCCUUCAACUCAGCCGUCCAGUCCCGAUCCGAAGCCGCAACAGAACAGCCGUCGAAGCUGCGGCUCAUCCCAGUCCCCAAUGAGAACCGCAAGGCAUUCGGAGUGGGACGGAAUAUUGUUCCGACCAAGAACCUUGAUUUGGCCUGGAAGACCCCCGAUGAGGCCAGUCUUGUCUCUGUGAAUCUUCUCAUGCAGCACCCAGCGGUGAUACUCGAGGACGUUGACGAUGUGAGCGCCGUGGACUGCAUGGGCCAGUCGCGUGUGGCUGUCACGUUCAGUGACAAGGAUGGCUUCAACGAGGCUCUGGCGGAGUGGUCCGGACUCAAUGACAGCUUUGUAAUGGUCACGAACCACAUGGGAGACUGCGACUCCGAGCUUGAACGAUCCUUUUUCGUCGCGGAUACCGACACACUGGCCUCGUUUGAGUCGAACCUGACCAUCGUCGCCAAGGCAGAGAAGAGCGAUGUCUACAGCACAGCCGAUUCGACCGAGAUCAACUUCAACAGCGUGGCGACGGCAACGAACCGGGUCGACAAGCGCGGCAUCUCGCUGGACAAGGAGGGCCUGACCAUCGCGUACGACUGGGCGCUCCCGGAGGACCAGACCAUCGUGGACACGUCGUCCGUCAAGAUCCAGCUCAACCAGGCCGAGAUCAACAACUCGGUGACGUACGCGGGCCACCUGAAGUGGCACCUCCUCAAGGGCGUGACCGAGUUCACCAUCGACAUCGACAAGUCGAUGCACCACCACGCCAACCUGACCAUCGAGGUGGACGGCGUGUACGACCAGUCGUGGUCGUGGUCGCCCGCGGGGCUGACGUACUCGAUGAUCGAGAUCCCGGGGAUCCUGAGCCUGGGGCCCUCGGCGGGCGUGAGCAUCGGCGGCGAGGUGACGGCGACGGUGGGCGGGGCGGUGACGGUGGACAUCACGUCGGCCAUGCCCAACGGCAGCAUCCACCUGGACAUGGUGCACUGGGGCCAGAGCACGUCGUACGGCUGGACGACGGAGAAGCACGCGACGUACAACACGACCGAGACGGCGCAGCUGACGCUCAAGCCCUUCAUCGACUUCACCGUCGAGUUCGCCUGCGACCUGUUCGACGGCCUGCUCGACCUCAGCACGGGCGUCACCGCCGAGCCGGCCUUCCCCUUCAUCACCACCGCCACGGCAACGCAGUACCACAACGCCACGGGCGGGAUCACCUACCCCAACUCGACCGAGACGUGCGACAACGGCCUCAGCGAGGAGAUCGACUUCGUCUUCACCAUCACCGCCUUCGCGACGCAGUUCCUCAGCGUCAAGCUGUACGAGUACAAGGCCGAGCUGUACAAGGGCUGCCUCAACUGGCUCAACUUCUGA